AUGUACGACCCGGACAAGUGUUAUUUAUUCCAGGACGAAGGCGUUUACCGACUUCCACUGGAUUUGUUCAAACGUACCGAUAAUCAUCUGAUUGUACAACGAGCCAGCGAGACACUGUUCCUAUAUGACUGCAACGAGAGUCAGACAGUAGUAAAGCGGAGUCGUGCCGGGGUGAAAUUACUGGUUACAACGUCCCCUAGGCGGUCACGAUAUGCUGGAUUUCAGAAACAGGCCUAUCCGUCGAGUUUUAUUAUGCAAACGUGGACGUGGACCGAGAUUUAUUUGUCUCGCUGCAUGGCUAAACAGCAGCGUUCUACAGUAGAAUUGGCUGAAGCAUAUGGGAGAUAUGGAGGGUCAGCACGAAACUUACUCAAAAAGGAAGAACACGAGGUCAAGCAAGAACUGGAUCGAGCAAUAGGCGUCUUCAAUUCAUUGGCAGGGAGACUUGCAGAAGCAGUUUCGGCAACCCAGAAUGAGAUGGUGCGAGUAGCGCAAGUCCCUCAAAAUUGA
This is a messenger RNA of Fomitiporia mediterranea MF3/22, 510 nucleotides long. RefSeq lists its product as uncharacterized. The transcript has 2 exons. The coding region runs from base 1 to 510 and encodes 169 amino acids. The record is from RefSeq and is a predicted model, not a curated record. NCBI's taxonomy places the organism in Eukaryota, Fungi, Basidiomycota, Agaricomycetes, Hymenochaetales, Hymenochaetaceae.